Molecule: messenger RNA, 1473 nt
Organism: Ochlerotatus camptorhynchus
Lineage: Eukaryota; Metazoa; Arthropoda; Insecta; Diptera; Culicidae
Exons: 4
Coding region: 1-1473 (490 amino acids)
Source: RefSeq, a predicted model, not a curated record
AUGCUGGUCCAGGAACUGGUGGACAAACUGCCUCCAAGCUAUAAGCUGGACUGGGUGCGGUUCGAAAGGUGCUCUCACGGCACUCCCCUGCGAAUGUUUACCGACUUCAUGACCGGCGUUGUGUCGGACGUAUCGUUGGAUCUUAAUGAAUCGUCGUUUCCACGGAACAAAAACGCGAAGAAGAAGGAGUUUGUGCACGUGCAUUCUGCUCUGUCCAAGGUGGAUCCGUCGCAGGGAGACAAAGCUGCCAAGCCUUGUUGGAUGUGCAAAAGGUCGGACCACAAGGCAAGGUAUUGCGACGACUUCAAGAAGCUGAGCGUCACCGAACGGAUGCAGGUGGUCGAAAAGCAUAAGCUGUGCGAGAUUGCCAGGAUUUCCGGACUGAAGCUCCCGAAACAGGAAGUGCGGUUCCAGGAGAUCAUGAUCGGCCUGGACAACAUCCAUAUGUAUGCUUCGGAGGAGGCACGUAUCGGCCGGCCAGGUGAACCGAUCGGCGUUAGAAGCAAGAUAGGAUGGACGGUUUACGGGCCGGAGAAGCAGAACCCAUCAUCGAUAGAGCAGGUCAACUUCCACACGACGGAAGGAGUGACCAACCAGGAUCUUCACGACAUCUUCCGCAUUCAGUAUGUUCUCGAAGAACUGGGGGUAUCACCGGCCGGUGUUCCAGAAUCAAACGAAGAUCGAGCUCGUGACAUACCUACUGCGAACGACCACUAUUCGCCUAAGGGGUUGACGAAGCGACGAUUGUUGGCACUGGAACGGCGUUUGGCGAAGAAUCAACCACUUCGAGAAAACGUGCAGCAGCAAAUACAGGAGAACCAGUUGAAGCAGUAUGCGCAUCUAGCGACCGAAGAGGGACUGGCCGAGUCCGAUCCGGCUACCGUGUGGUAUCUUCCGUUGAACGUUGUGGAGAAUCCACGCAAACCCGGAAAAGUGCAUCUUGUGUGGGACUGCCGCUUUCGGGAACGACGCUAUGCUUUCGGUGGCGACAUCAAAGAAAUGUAUCACCAAUUCAAGAUUAGGAAGGAGGACAAGAAUGCGCAACGGUUCCUUUUUCGAGACGAGCCGGCAGCUCCCGAGCCACAGGUCUACAUCAUGGAUGUUACGACUUUCGGGGCAACCUGUUCGCUGUGCUCCGCACAGUUUAUCAAAAAUAUAAAUGCUAGUGAAUUCGCCAGCCAAUACCCAGAAGCCGCGAUAGCCGCAAUUACGGACCUUCAUUACGGAGACGACUACUACGACAGCGCAGAUACUGUUGCGGAAGCGGUCAACCUGGCCAAGGAAGUGAAGUAUGUUCACUCACGAGGUGGGUUCCAUAUCAGAAAUUGGAGUACCAUCUCCGAAAGAGUCUUGGGGAUAACCAGGGUCACGAACGGGGAUGCCUUCAUGUUCACGGUUGCUCCAAAAAUGGCUGUCGGAAAUCGAAGCGGCCAGAAUUCCAAGAGCGUACUUCGGGAACGCUUCUUCGGAUGA